AUGGCUCAUAGUCAACAAAUCAACAGCAUUUUAAAAAAAAAAGGUCAAAGACAGAUAAAUCUCUAUUGCUCUGUACCACCGCCGUUCUCCGUUGUUUUGGGUUCUUCUCCGUCCUUCUUUAUAAAAGACAUAAACUCACUCGCCAUUCUCCGUCGUUCGUCGUUCUCCACCACCGCUACAUCGAGUGGCCGCGUGUCGCUCAUCGUCUUUCUAGUUUCGCUCCUCAUCCAUCAAUCUCUCUCAGCCGUUCGUAGUCAUCACACUGGAGAGAGAGACACGGUGAUUGAAAUUCUAUCCAAGCUUCCACCAGAAUCUCUUCUGCGAUUCAAGUCUGUUUGCAAAUCCUGGUAUGCUCUUAUCGACAAUCCUAAAUUUGUAACAAAACAUCUCUUAAAUUCAUUUUCCCAUAAACAUGUUCUCAUCAAACGUGCCCUCACCAACAGCUCUAGAGAACAAGAACUUGUGUUCUCCAUCCUCAAAUUUUCUUUCGAUCGAUCCCUAUCUAUUAUGAACAUCAAUUUGCCAUUCCAAGAGAUCGAUCCACUUUUAGAAAUUUGUGGCCAUUCUCACGGCUUAGUUUGUCUUACUGAUUGUGACGAUGCUUUCCUUGUUAAUCCUAUGACUAAACAGUCUCGUAAACUUCCGCCCUCAAUUCUUAUCUUCCGUACUGGUUCUUAUGAUCCUUACUCUUACUCUGCAGUACCAUUUUCUAUCGGAUUCGGGUAUGAUGCAAAAUCUAACGAUUUCAAAGUUGUUAGAAUUGUGAGUUUUCGGGGAUAUUCAACGAUGGUGAUGUGUCCACAUAUGAGAGUGGAAAUUUAUGAUUUGAGCAAAGAUAAAUGGAGGGAAAUUGAAGCUCCUCCAUUUUGUGGCGAUGCGCAUUGCACACCUCACUUUGAUAUGUAUCACGAAGGAACAUUUUAUUUUUGGGGACACGGUGAAUCAAGUAUUUUCGAAGCGGACCAUAUUGUAACAUUCGACAUGAGUCAAGAGGUUUUUAGUAAAAUUUCAGUACCGGAGAGUUACGAUGACAAAAAGCAUAAAACAAGUUUAGGGGUUUUGAAUAGAUCCAUGGUUCUUUUUGUUUAUCCAUUUGAAAGUAAUGAGAAAAAUAUUGACAUUUGGGAGAUGGAGAAGAAUGAAUCUAGUGUUGUUUCGUGGUCGAAGCUAUUGACGAUUGAUCCUACUCUUGGAAUUGAACACCCAUUGUUGUUUGUAAGCUCUGAAGAACUGUUAAUGGAGUCCAGUGAAGGACAUGUCAUUAUGUAUAACACUAAAACUCAUCGGUUCAAAAAGCUCCCAAUAGAAGGGGAAGUAACUUAUACAAAACCUAACAGGUUCGAAGCUACUGAUCUUUUCAUUAAGAGUUUGGUAUCUGUGGAAGGAGGAAGAGAUAUGAUCAAUUAUGCUUUUUAGUAUUUUCGGGCUUCACUAUUGUAAGUCAUGUUGUUUGAGUGAUAUGAGUUUUAUCAUUAUUUUUGGAAAAAGGGAAUAAAAGGAGAAGAUUUGUUUGUUUUGGGGUAAAUGGUUUAGGGUUGUAGGAUCAAAUGAAUAGCAAAGUGUUGGGUGGUGGGGUGAGUGGAGCCAUCACAACUCAUUGAAACAAGAAGUGAGGCAACUGGUUUUAGCUUAUUUUGGGAACAUGAAUGGGACUCUCAUGGAAAAUAUUCAGAACCUUCUUUUUAGCUUAUUUCAAUAUUUCUAAAUUUCUUUGAAUCUUCGGAAACAAUUUGAUAUGUUGGCAAUCUUAAACGCCGUCGGGCACAACCCUCUAAGCUCAAAAGACCUUGUAAUCCAAGACAUCAUAACCCCUAUUCAAAAGAUAACGAAAACGGAGCCCGGCAUCCGCUGCAACAAAAAUGGUAAAACUGGCAAGUUGCAAUUGUAUGAAAUUGUACUGUGUUUGUGUUUGGAGGAGGAUGGCGUUACCCUCAUCGACUGCGCUUCAUUUGUUAGUGGCACUUGUACUCCAACUAAAUUUGUGUGGCUCCUACCACAAGAGAACUCGAUUGGUGUUUCAGAUUCUCCAUGAGUCAUAUGGGAAAUGUUAUGUUUCAUUUCAUCACUUUUUAUGCUUAACAGAUGACUAUAUUUGCAGAACUUCAUUAUGUUUUGUGUUCACGGCUAUUGUGAUCAUUAAGUAGUAAUAUAAAUUUGGAAUAAUUUGCUUUUGGAUGUUCAAA
This is a messenger RNA of Cucumis melo (muskmelon), 2183 nucleotides long. Its product is annotated as F-box/kelch-repeat protein At3g23880-like. Gene Ontology annotation, molecular function: protein binding. Lineage: Eukaryota; Viridiplantae; Streptophyta; Magnoliopsida; Cucurbitales; Cucurbitaceae. The record is from RefSeq and is a predicted model, not a curated record. Bases 1 to 1416 code for a protein of 471 amino acids. The transcript has 3 exons.